This is a messenger RNA of Boleophthalmus pectinirostris (great blue-spotted mudskipper), 1926 nucleotides long. It is a transcript of the gene poglut2, whose product is annotated as protein O-glucosyltransferase 2. The record is from RefSeq and is a predicted model, not a curated record. Gene Ontology annotation, cellular component: endomembrane system. The transcript is spliced from 10 exons. Lineage: Eukaryota; Metazoa; Chordata; Actinopteri; Gobiiformes; Gobiidae. The coding region runs from base 258 to 1799 and encodes 513 amino acids. Gene Ontology annotation, molecular function: glucosyltransferase activity; protein binding.
GAUGUGCUCACGUCCCUGCACAAGAAUGUAGUUAACGGGAAUAAGGGACAAAAAUGCCAAGAUAGAUUGCUUUGGAAUGGAAUAGGUUCAACAAAACUCUGGUAAUGGCACAUACAUGUUUUAGUUUCAAUGCCUGCUGCAACGGAUUGACGUGUAAACCCGAAAUGCACGCUUUUUAGCACAUCAUUUGCACGACAAGGUUUGUGUGGGAGUGACCAGAAAGGAUCCUUUGAGAAGAGAAAAGUCAACACUGGACUAUGAUGAUGUUAACACGGCUGCUUUUAGCAUUUUGUCUGAGUUUGGUUAAACUUAAAUUCCCCGGAGCUCUAGGUGGGUCCCCAACCCCGAGCGCACCCAAAACUUUGGUGUGGGGUCCUGGAUUGGAGCCAAACGUGGUCCUGCCUGCCCGGUUCUUCUACAUCCAAGCGGUGGACAGCAAGGGGAAAAAUUUAACGUCAUCCCCCGGUGAAAAGGCCUUUGAGGUGAACAUCGUGUCUCCCUCUGAACCGUUCACCAGGAUCUGGAUCCAGGUUCUGGAUCGUCAGGAUGGGUCUUUUCUGGUACGAUACAGAAUGUACGCCACCUACACAGAACUGCACAUCCACAUAGUGCACAAGGACAAGCCUGUUGCCAAGUCUCCAUACAUCCUCAAAGGUGCAGUCUACCACGAGGCCUGUAACUGCCCCCAGCCCAGUGGAGCUCUGUGGGAGAAACACAUGCAGUGCCCUGAGACAUUUGCUCAGAUCGACAAAGACCUGUCCCUGUUCAAAAGUGUGGACCCUGACCUGAUCGCCCACGAGGUCCCUCUGAGGUUUGGACAGAGGCAGAGCCUGUGCCACUACACCAUCAAGGACAACAAGGUCUAUGUCAAAACGUUUGGAGAACAUGUGGGAUUUAGGAUUUUUAUGGACGCCAUUCUUCUGUCACUGACGAGAAAGGUACAGCUUUCAGAUAUUGAGUUUUUUGUAAAUCUUGGGGACUGGCCAUUAGAGAAGAGGAAAUCCACAGACAAAAUCCAUCCCAUUUUCUCCUGGUGUGGCUCGAACAACACAAGAGACAUUGUAAUGCCGACCUAUGACCUCACAGAGUCUGUACUGGAGACCAUGGGGAGAGUGAGCCUAGACAUGCUGUCAGUGCAGGCAAACACUGGCCCCCCGUGGCCUCAGAAAAACUCCACAGCAUUUUGGAGGGGGCGCGACAGUCGUCAGGAGAGACUGGAGCUGGUCAAACUGUCCAGAGCCCACCCCUCUGUCAUCGAUGCCGCCUUCACCAACUUCUUCUUCUUCAAACAUGAUGAGAGCCUCUAUGGGCCUCUUGUCAAACACGUCUCCUUCUUUGACUUUUUCAAGUAUAAAUACCAGAUAAACAUUGAUGGCACUGUGGCGGCCUAUCGGAUGCCUUACCUUCUGGCUGGGGACAGUGUGGUGCUGAAGCAAGACUCUGGAUACUAUGAGCAUUUCUACAGCCAGCUCCAGCCCUGGGAACACUACAUCCCCAUCAGAGCCGACCUGAGCGACCUCCUGGACAAGAUUCAAUGGGCCAAAGACCAUGAUGAACAAGCUAGAAGUAUUGGACAGAAAGGGCAGCAGUUUGCCCGGAGUCACCUUAUGGGAGACAUGAUAUUUUGUUACUACUAUAAACUCUUCCAGAAAUAUGCUGCACUUCAGGUUACAGAACCAACAGUGCGUAAAGGCAUGGAGCUUGUGGAGCAUCCCUCUGAUGACCUGUUUCCCUGUAACUGUCAGAGGAAGAGACUAAAAACAAAGGCAAAAGAUGAAAAGGCAAAGGAUGAACUUUGACGGACCCAAUACAGUAGAAGAAUGUUAAUGUAUUGCUGAUGCCAAAAAAUUACCAAAAUUGACUUUGAAUUUGUAUGUGUGGGUUUAUAUAAUUAUGUAGGAUUUUUACAUUAAAAUAUUUUGUACA